Molecule: messenger RNA, 2769 nt
Organism: Prionailurus viverrinus (fishing cat)
Lineage: Eukaryota; Metazoa; Chordata; Mammalia; Carnivora; Felidae
Gene: ISM2
Product: isthmin 2
Exons: 8
Coding region: 190-1677 (495 amino acids)
Source: RefSeq, a predicted model, not a curated record
GCCGCGCGGCUCCCCCGCCCCGCGCGUCCCCGCGACCGCCGGUCUCCCCCACCUCCCGCCCCCGCCCCUCGCCCCCCGCGACCGGCGCGCUCCCGCCCUUGGAGGAGGCGAGGCCCGGCGCAAACCGACGCGCGGGAGCGGUUCGGGAGGCGCGGAGGCUCGGCGCGGAGCAGCGCCGGCAGGGAGACGAUGCCUCGACUGCCCGGCCGCGCGGGGCUCCUCCUCGGCGUGGUGCUGCUGGCGGCGCUGCUGGCCGCGGGCCGGGCUCUCCCCCUGAGGAAGCCGCGGCCCCGGAGCCCCGCGAGGCUGGCGGAGGUCUCAGCCUCCCCAGAUCCCAGCUCUCCUAGGGAAGAGGAGAGGACCCCCCUGCUCCCCAGAACCCGCCUCCAGGCAGGGCCACGCCAACAUAGGCGCCGGGCUCUCAGUGAGCCAGCAGCCCUGAGCCUGGACAAGGCGUCCAUGCCAAGGACCCUGGAGGACACUCCUUUGCUGCUGGAGCUGCAGAAGCUGCCAGGAUUGGCCAACACAGACUUGACUGCCCCAAACCCCAAUAUCCAGGUGACCAUCGAGGUGGUGGAGGAUCCCCAGGCGGAGGUGGAGAUGGACCUAUUGGCUGAGCCCAGCAGUCGCUGGCCCCAGGGUGCCUCUAGCUGGCUGUCCGCCAAGGAGCUCUUCUGGCCCCUAUUCUGGAGCUACCUGGAGGGCGAGGAGGGGAGGACCAAUCUCAAGGGCAGAGCCCCAGGGGAAGAAGAGGAGGAGGAAGAAGUGGAGGAGGAGGAUUACCCUGCAGAGUAUAGUGAGAGUGAGGACCAGGAGGACAACGAGGAAGAAGAGGAGGAGGAGGAGGAGCCUGGGUUCAGUGGGGCCACAGGCAGCUGGGAGCAGGGCUGGCUGGCCCCUGGGGACUGGGCCUUCAAGGAGCCAGAUGGCUAUGACUAUGAGCUUCAAGAGGAGUGGAGCCCCUGGUCUCCCUGCAGUGGGAGCUGCGGCAGCGGCAGCCAGAGGAGGACUCGGCCCUGCGGCUACACCUGCACUGCCACCGAGUCCCGUGCCUGCGACCUGCCCCUUUGUCCUGGCACCGAGGACAAGGACCCCUUGGGCUUCCCCGGUGAGGGGUGGCCACCCCUGGCCCACAAUGCUACGGACAUGCUCAGCCCAGAUGUGGAUAGCUGUGAGAAGUGGCUGAACUGCAAGAGUGACUUCCUAGCCAAGUACCUGAGUCAGGUGCUGCAGGACCUGCCCAGCUGCCCAUGCGCGUACCCGCUGGAGGCCGUGUACAGCGCGGUGAGCCUGCAGGAUGAGCACCGGGGCCGAAGCUUCCAGUGGAGGGAUGCCAGCGGGCCUCGAGAGCACCUGGACGUGUACCAGCCCACGGCGCGCUUCUGCCUGCGCUCAUUGCUGUCCGUGGAGAGCAGCACCCUGGCCGCCCAGCACUGCUGCUACGAUGCGGGCAGCCGGCUGCUGACUCGGGGCAAGGGCGCCGGUGCGCCUGACCUCGUCAGCACCGACUUCUCGCCCGAGCUGCACUUCAAGGUGGACACGCUGCCCUGGAUCCUCUGUAAGGGGGACUGGAGCCGCUACCACGCUGUGCGGCCUCCCAACAAUGGCCGGGCCUGCGCCGACAACCCUCCCGAGGAGGAGUACCUGGCCCAGUUGCAGGAGGCCAAGCAGUACUAACCAGGGGGCUGCUGUUCUGGAGAAGAUUCCCCUGCACACCCCUCACCCUGCCUCUGCCCAGACCCCAUGAGGCCGGCCGGCCUGGUGCCGCGGGCCCUCUGCUUGUGAACCCAAGGCAGGUCAGCACCCCAGGUGUCGGUGUGGGGCUGGGGACAGGUCGAGGGGUGUACAGGGCCCAGGCUGAGGGAGGGAGCUCAGCCCCCAAGGUCUCUGGGUGAUGGGGAAGGGGGGAAGUGUGCGUCUGUGGGGGCUGCCCUCUCCUGCCCCCUGGGAGGUGCUGUCCCAGCCUGGCCACUCAUUUUCCUCUCUCUCCCUCUGAGCUGGGCUCUUCCACCCUGGCUGUGGGCACACGUCGUGAUUCCCAGGGCCUGUGGUGCCACAGCUGCAUUUUGUCAGGCUGACAGCCAGCCUAGCAGCCAGCCCUCUUUAUCUCUGGUUGGUUGUGGGAGGCCCUCUGGCCCCACCCCUGCUGGGAGCCACCACAGACCCACACCGGGGCCCUAACAGGUUCUCCUCAACUCCGAGCUGCUUUUCAGUGGACACUACUUUGGUUAGGGCUAAAGUCAACCCGUGGGGCCCAGCGUGGACAGACAGGCUGAGGUGGCCGAGACAGGGCCGGCUCCUGGCUGGGAAUGGGUCAACCAAUUCAGGUCCCUUUCUUUGUCCAGCAAUCUCUGCUCUGUCCAGGUUGUAGGGAUGUGCAGAACUGGAUGGCACUGCCCUGAAUGGACACAGCUGCCACGUCUGGGUGGGCUCAGAACAGCUCAGGAGGAUGUGCACCAUGGUGAGCUGGUACACCAGUUCUCGGCUCGGGGUUGGCGGCAGGGAAGCCCAGAUUUGGGCAGUUUCUGUGGUGUUUGUAAAGGCUCCCGCCAUGGCCCACUUGACGCUCCCGAGGUGAUGUCAUUGAACACACUGAGCUCAGAGCUGGGAAGAGAUGCACAUAAUCGGCUCACCUAGCAAACCUGGUGCUUCUUCCCUGCCCUCCUCACUCCCAAAAUCUUACUUCCUUGCCUUGUGUGGGGUUGAAGGGCUGAAGUCCCCACCAUCCUGCUCACAAAAUCUCCAAAAGGUGAAUGUCACUUAUACACA